Messenger RNA from Magallana angulata, 4998 nucleotides. RefSeq lists its product as uncharacterized. Gene Ontology annotation, molecular function: nucleic acid binding. The record is from RefSeq and is a predicted model, not a curated record. Bases 1 to 4998 code for a protein of 1665 amino acids. The transcript has 2 exons. Gene Ontology annotation, biological process: DNA integration. NCBI's taxonomy places the organism in Eukaryota, Metazoa, Mollusca, Bivalvia, Ostreida, Ostreidae.
AUGACUUCUAAACUUAGAGCAGUUCGUUCAGGACAAAGAAGUGCUGUUACAAGACUUUUGAAAAAAUUGGAGGAAUCAUUUUUAGAGGAAAACAAUACAGAGGAUAUAGAGACUAUAGUAUCAACACUAAAGGAGAAGCAAGAAAUUCUUAGGAAUCUAGAUGACAGAAUUCUAGAAGAUACAGUUGAAGAGGAUGUGGAAAAGGAAAUCCUUGAGGCGGAUGAGUACAAAUUUGAUAUAGAGUCAAAAAUUAAGAAAAUCAAAAAACAUCUCUUAGUACAAGGAUCAACUUUAAAUGCAACUGCCAGCAGUUACCAGUAUUUGGAUCGCAAUGAAAAUCUUCAAAUCGAAAAGAAUGCUCAUUCGACGCAUGAUUUUUCUCAAAAUUCAUGUGUUCAGCAGACCGUUACAAGCCUCAAUUUGAAUCCAAACUCUAAUAGUGGUGCUACUCACUCAGCAAACUCCCAUAAGUUACCGAAACUCAAUCUACCAAUUUUUGAGGGAAAUCUUCUUGAAUGGCAAACAUUUUGGGAUUGUUACAAUACAAGUAUUCAUGGGAACAACAGUUUAUCUGAUGUAGAAAAAUUUAGCUACCUUCGGUCAUUGUUGUGUGGAGAAGCACUUCGCGUUAUCUCAGGAUUUAGUUUGACCAAUACAAACUACAGACAGGCAAUAGAUGUCUUAUUUGAAAGAUAUGGGCAAAAUCAUAAAAUCGUCAAUGCGCACAUACAGGCUCUUAUCAACAUACAACUACCAAAGUCUAAUCCAGAUUGUUUGAGAAUUUUUUAUGACAAAAUGGAGUGCUGCAUUAGAGGUUUGGAGUCCUUGGGCACUGACGAAACCACGUAUGGGACGAUUCUAACACCCAUGAUUUACAACAAGCUCCCAGCAGACAUUCGGAAGAACAUUACUCGGGACAAAGGAGAUGACAACUGGGAUUUAAACUCAUUGAGGAGAGCAAUAAAGAAGGAACUUUGCGUUCAGGAUGCUGGAAAUGCUAGCUAUACAAGAUCUAACCAAGAAUCACAGGAGUUCAUCCCAACUGCUAACUUUGUUACAGGAGCAAACCAUAAGAAAACCAUCAAGCAAGGAACUACGGUAAAGCAAUGCUUGUUUUGUAAUGGAAAACACUCGCCAACGGCUUGCCAUGUCAUCACUGAUUAUGAAGAAAGGAUAUCAAUCGUCAAACAGAAGAAAGUCUGUUUUAAUUGCUUUGGAAAACACAAAGUAAGCGAAUGUCAGUCGCAUUUCAAGUGUAGGAAUUGCAAAAAGCUUCAUCAUACUAGUAUUUGCCGCAAUUCUCAAUUCCCACGAAGUACUUCAGAGAGAGCUGUUAAUGCCGAGAGCACACAAUUCAAACAGCCACAUCAACGAGAGCAGUCAUUCCAGCUUCACUCUUCAUCACAUGUUAGAGCCAACACUGAAGUGCUGCUAAAAACUGCUGUGACACCAAUUUGGUAUAGAAAUCAAGAAGUCAACUGCAAUGUUUUGCUAGAUGAAGGAGCUCAAAACUCAUUUAUAACUGAGGAGUUAGCACAGAAACUUGACAUAAAAUCAACGGGAUCCAUCACUCUAAAGAUUUCAGCAUUUGGAGACAAGAACAGUGAAGUUCGUAACCUAGAGAAAGCUACAGUUCAACUAGAAACACAAACCGGAGAGAAAAUUCCAAUGGAGGUCAUCAUCAUUCCAACAAUAGCAGCUCCAAUCUUCAACAGAGCACGUGUCAAUAUCAGGGAACUCUCAUACCUAAAGGGAUUGAAAUUGGCACACCCAAUCAGCUCAGAUGAGCAGUUCCAUAUUUCAAUGCUAAUUGGUGCAGACUACUAUUGGAGCAUAGUAGGAGACAGAAUCAUCAGAGGAAAUGGACCCACAGCGGUCGAAUCAAAGGUUGGAUAUCUUAUAUCUGGACCUAUCCACUCAUCUGGAAAACAGCAUUCAGGGAUGUUCCAUAUUUUGGCAGAUCAUAAAGUGGAAGAGGUUGACCUGGAAAAAUUCUGGAAAAUUGAAUCCAUGGGAAUUGAUGAUCACAGUGAAGAGAUAAAAGGCAAGGAGAAACUCUUGAAUUUUGCUGCUACAUCAAUCGAUAAAGAGGAUGGUCAUCAUGUUGCUAAAAUCCCCUGGAAAGAAAACUCUCCCUGCUUACCUACAAACUACGAGAUUGUGAAAAGAAGAACAGAAAAUGUUAUUCAGAGAUUAGCAAAGGAUCCAAAAAUCUGCAAGGACAAAACUGGACAUGUUAGUCUAAACGACUGCAUUGAGCCAUACUCCCCUGUGAUGAAUGACAUCACGUCAAUAUUGACCAGAUUCAGACUGAACAAGUUUGCAGUAACAGCAGAUAUUGAAAAGGCCUUCCUUCAAAUUGAGCUUCACCAGAAAGACCGUGAUGCAACACGAUUCCUUUGGCUUAGCGAUCCAGGUAAUGCAUCGAGUCCAUUGACAACUUACCGCUUUCGAUCUGUCCUGUUUGGAGCAACUUGUUCACCCUUUAUCCUCAGCGCUACUCUGAUGAAACAUUUUCAAGAGAAUGCAAAUGAAACUUCAUCUCUUCUUGAACAAAAUCUCUAUGUUGACAAUGUUUUAGCCAGCUUCCAGAGUGAGGAAACAGCUAUGAAAUUCUACAAAGAAUCAAGAACCUUACUUGCAGCAGGAGGUUUUAAUCUUCGUUCCUGGAGCUCCAACAGUGAGAUGCUACAAAACUUAUCUAAAGCAGAAAAAACAGCGGAUGAAGACUCUGUCGUUAAAGUUCUUGGAAUGAAAUGGAAUCCACAAGAAGAUACUCUUCAAUAUGCAAAGAAUGAUACUGGACAAAAGAAGUAUCGUGUGACUACAAAGCGAGAAGUAUUGAGAGAAACAUCAAAGGUGUUUGAUCCACUUGAAUUAUUAAGUCCUAUUUCUGUGAAGGCAAAGAUUUUCAUGCAAGAGUUAUGGAAAGCUAAUUUGAAAUGGGACGAAAAACUGCCUAAGUCUAUGCAGACUACAUGGAGAGAAAUCUCAUCAGAAAUUUGUGAUGCAAAGGACAUCAAAAUAAACAGAAAUAACAGUUCGUCAAUAGAUUCAAGGUGUGAUUCAUUGCACGUUUUCUCCGAUGCAAGUCAGCAAGCAUAUGGUGCAUGUGUCUAUUUGUUAUCAAAGAACAAGAUAACAUUACUUAUGGCCAAAAAUCGAGUGACACCAAUCAAGCAGAUCACACUUCUAAGACUAGAACUCAUGGGAGCACUUAUUGGAGCAAGAUUGGGAAAACAUGUAAAAGAAAUAACAGGAGUUAACAAAAUUUACUUUUGGUGUGACAGUCAAAUUGUACUUCACUGGAUCAUUUCACAGAAAACGCCAAACAGAUUUGUAGCAAACCGAGUAAAUGAAAUUAGGGAGAUCAGCAAAUCUUCAACAUGGCAGUAUUGUCCAACAUACUGUAAUCCUGCUGACUAUCUCACACGAGGAAUUGCCCUCAAGAAAUUCAAAGAAGAUACCCUCUGGUGGAAUGGACCAGAAUGGUUAAUGGAACCCCAAAAAUGGCCUGUAUGGGAUGGGCCAACAAAGGCAAUAUUAUGUUCCACAAGCACAGAAGAAGAGAGUGAUAUGAGUCAUCAAACGAAGGUUCAAGAUACUGUAGACAUCAAGACUGAAAGUAUACAGUCAAUAUUGAAACUUGAAGAUAAGAGUUCACUCAUGAUGUUAGUCAGAGUUCUUGCAUACAUAAGAAGAUUCAUUCACAACUGCAGACAUUCUAGUGAAAAGAGAGCAGGAUUUCUCAGUAAACAAGAGUUAGGUGAAGUUAUUAGACUGCUCAUACAAGAUGCACAGAGAACAGAGUUUACAAAAGAAAUGGAAUAUCUGAAACAUCCAUCUGGAAGGAAACCAACAUUGAUCCAGCAACUGAAACUGUUCCUCGAUAACGAAGGAUUUUUAAGGUGUGGAGGAAGAAUUCACAAUGCGCCUCUGAUGGAUAAAACAAAAUUUCCAUACCUUCUUCCAACAUAUCAUCGAUUGACGCAUCUUAUUAUUGUUGAUACACACAACAAACAUGCCCAUGCCAGUUUGAAUUCAACAAUUACCUUACUCCAUGAACAAUAUUGGAUACCGAGGAUUCGACAACGUGUGAAAGGAAUUCUUAGAGGAUGUAUCAGCUGUAGAAAGGUCAUUGGAAAGUCUUAUCAAGCUCCAGAACCCCCUCCGCUACCAAAGGACCGUCUACAGAUGAAACCUCCAUUUACCGUGACAGGCAUAGAUUUUGCAGGACCCCUUUAUGUCAAGGAUAAAUUGGGAGAAAACUCUAAAGCAUAUAUAUGCCUUUUUACAUGUGCCUCAACUCGAGCCUUACACCUAGAGCUAGUACCAAACCUAACACAGAGCUCAUUUCUUCUUGCAUUCAGAAGAUUUAUCAGUAGGAGAUCACUGCCUAGUAUCAUGAUCUCAGAUAAUGCUACAACCUUUCAAUCUGCAUCCAAGGAAAUCAUUAGAUCAUCACAUGCAGAAAACGUACAUCAAAAACUUGCUGAAUAUGGAGUACAAUGGAAAUUCAUUCCAAGUCGAGCUCCAUGGUAUGGUGGAUGGUGGGAGAGACUCAUUGGAUUGACAAAGACUUCAUUACUGAAAGUUCUUGGACGCUCAAAGAUAAAUAUGGAGACUCUUCACACCGUAGUAACGGAAAUAGAAGCGAUGCUGAAUGACAGACCACUGAAGGCGAUUCGUGCAGGACAUCGAGGAACUAUUACAAAUUUUUUGAGGAGAAUUUCUGAGACCAACAAUGAGGAUGAGCAUUGUGCAAUGAUCAAGAUACUGGAGGAGAAACAAGACAUAUUAGAGAAAAUCAACAGCCAGAUCCUACAAGAAUUAUCAAGUGAAGAAGAGAUCCAAAUGGAGAACAGAGAUUCAGUUGAGUACAUGUCACAUUUAAGACUAAGAUUAGCAGAAUUGACAAAGAUCGCUUCAUCUAGCCAGACUUUAGAGAAUGUUCAUCAAUUUAAAUGUAAAUGCGCAAGAGUUUGCUCAAUGCAAUGA